Molecule: messenger RNA, 477 nt
Organism: Colletotrichum destructivum
Lineage: Eukaryota; Fungi; Ascomycota; Sordariomycetes; Glomerellales; Glomerellaceae
Product: Putative Zinc finger C2H2-type
Exons: 4
Coding region: 1-477 (158 amino acids)
Source: RefSeq, a predicted model, not a curated record
AUGGAUUCAAUCCAAUGCCAUGUCUGUUCGUUGCCGUUUCCAACGCAGCAGCAGCUUCAACAGCAUAUCUGGCACUACCAGACCGAAAUUGCGACACUGCUUGCGAAGUUGCAUGAACUCUUUGCCCACCAAAGCACAGAGCUCGACACUAUCAAGUCGUCAGACACCCGCGCUCCCCUGCUCCCGAUUGUCAACACGAAUAAUCUCGAAUCCGACAUUGAUACCUUGCCUCCAUUGCCGAUGACACAGACGGCAGAUGAAGCAGAAUCCCCUCAGCAUCGAGGAGCAACCGACGAGAGUAACCCAUCGGACCCCCAGAAGGCAUUCGCCUGUCCGGAAUGCGAAGCUACUGUCGCAAGGAAGCAAGAUCUCGAACGGCACUACACAAUUCAUUAUCGAUGCAAGGAAUUCUGCCAGUUCUGUUCGAACACCUUCACUAGUGCACGCAAAUCAAGCGGCGACCAAGCAUGGUUUUAG